UUAAUUUAUUAAAACAAACCAAUGGUUUGGAUGGGUACUACACCACUACUACUAUUAAGGAGUAGUGGGUUUGAAUUGACGGAAUAUUAUUGGAGGGUGGUUCAUUUACAAUUUCUUAAUAAAGGGUGGUUAUUGACUAAAAUAAUUUACCUUACUUGUGAAUAUUAUUGUGAAGUUUAUUUUCAGACAUCAAAUUACUUGGUAAGGGUAAAGUUUAAUAUGAGAAAAUUAGAAAAAUAAACAUUUUGAAUAACCCGAAUCUAUCAAUCAUAAUCAAACACAAAUACGAUCCGUUUAUCCGAGUCCAAGAGCAUCAUCAGUAUCAACUCUACUCAAAAAGAAGUUCAAAAGCAAUAGGGAAAAAAAUCACAAGCACAAAAGGUAGGUAGAUAGAACCUGCCUAUAGAUAGUAAGCAGAGGAGCAUUCUGUUAAACAGCAUUUAUAUAACCAAAAGACUAAAUGAAAAUUGCAGUUAUUUGGUUUUUUUUUUUUUUUUUUUUUUUUUAAUAGAUGGUUUCUUGUCUUUUCUUAGUUAAUUAUGCGGGAAAGAAAAUUUAGAUUCCUGAAAGACUAAUGGUAGAGAGCGAAAAGAACAUGAUUCAACUGAAGGUAACAAAGGUAUGAACAAAACCUUUAAAAAUUAAAGCUCAUUUCAAUUAGAAAGGGUGCUAAUAAUAGAUAUAUAGGUAUUUUUAUGCCUAGAAAAACAGUAUAUAAAGACAUAACCAAGCAGGGACAAAGAGUAAAAAUAUUUCAAACAUAUACCAAAUAAAAAAAAGAAAAAUGGCACCCACAGCAAAACUUCCAUUGUUCUUCAUUCUAUUUCAAUGGUGCACCGUAGCGAUUAAGGGACAUACGGCCGCUAGUGGUGGUGUUGUAUUUGACAUAUGGAAUCAUGGAGCAAAGACUGACGGCGAUGCCACACAGGCCUUAAUGAGUGCUUGGAAAGCAGCUUGUGCAGCGACAACUCCUACCACAGUGUUGGUUCCGAAAGGAUCAUAUGUGCUAAACGCAAUCAAGCUUCAAGGUCCAUGCAAGUCUAGAGUCACAUUAGAAAUUUUAGGGAACUUCAGGGCUCCUGCUGACCCGGCUCUAUUUAAGGGUGAAGAUACAUGGGUUAAGGUUCAAAAUGUUGAUGGUUUGACUAUCACAGCUCCUAAAGGAGCAGGCGUGUUCGAUGGUCAAGGAUAUAUGGCUUGGACAAUGAAUGACUGCUCUAAAACUGGCAAAUGCAAUAGCCUUCCUUAUAACUUUAGGUUCAAUUCUUUGACGAAUUCAGUGAUUCAUGGCAUAACUUCUCUGGAUAGCAAACUAUUCCACAUGGCAAUCUUGAGAUGCAAGCAACUAAUAAUGCAUGACAUUACUAUUUCUGCCCCAAAAACUAGUUUAAACACUGAUGGAAUUCACGUAGGACGUUCUGAUGGAGUGAAUAUAACGCUUGCACAAAUUGGAACAGGAGAUGACUGUGUUUCAAUUGGGGACGGUGCUAAAAAUGUUCAUAUUGAGCAGGUCACUUGUGGACCUGGCCAUGGUAUUAGUGUAGGAAGUCUAGGUAGGUACCCUAAUGAGGAACCGGUGCAAGAUAUCACCGUGAAGGGAUGCACAAUCAAGAACACAGAUAACGGUGUUAGGGUUAAAACAUGGCACAACUCUUACCAAGGUGUGGUCACUGGCUUGCAUUUUGAGGACAUCACUGUUGAAAACGUCUUGAAUCCUAUUAUUGUUGAUCAAGAAUAUUGCCCCUAUAAUCACUGCGUACAAAAGACACCAUCCAAAGUGAAGCUUAGUGAUAUUAGAUUCAAGAAUGUGAGGGGCACAUCAGGUAGCAAGGAAGCAGUGAAGGUGGUUUGCAGCAGCGGCGUGCCUUGUGAGAAGAUACAGCUCACUGACAUUGACCUGACAUACACAGGCGAAGACGGUCCUGCAGUCUCUAUGUGUAAAAAUGUCAGGCCUGUUAUAACAGGAAAGCAGAUCCCACCUGCUUGCUCUGCACCUGUUACCCCUAGUAAAGAUCUAUAAAACUAAGUUUUAAGCUUUGCAAAAUUUUCCCCUGUUUUUUAGCUAGUAUGUUGAGUUAUCAAUUGUAAUCUCACAAUGCUCUGAUACACAAAUUCAAUGGAGAUACAUAUGCUUUUAGAGGUACAUGUGUUAUUAUUCAUAUAACAAUUACCACAAGUACAAAACUUGUGGCUGUUUUGCAAUGAAAAUUCCUUUUAGUACCUCCACUAUCAUUCUUGAAUAUAUCCUUGACAAUGCAAAGAAUUGCUAGAGCUAGGUUGGGACUCCACCAAACACAUACAAAUAUAAUCCCAGAUUUUGGUGUAAUAGACUAAUAGUAGUAGUACACUAUAAUGACAUACAAAUACUGAGUGUUAGGGCAAUUUUCCUAAAAUGGAAUUGGAUACAA
Messenger RNA from Chenopodium quinoa (quinoa), 2408 nucleotides. Its product is annotated as exopolygalacturonase-like. The record is from RefSeq and is a predicted model, not a curated record. NCBI's taxonomy places the organism in Eukaryota, Viridiplantae, Streptophyta, Magnoliopsida, Caryophyllales, Amaranthaceae. Bases 785 to 2020 code for a protein of 411 amino acids. Gene Ontology annotation, molecular function: polygalacturonase activity. Gene Ontology annotation, biological process: carbohydrate metabolic process. The transcript has 4 exons.